Scophthalmus maximus (turbot) is the source of this 777-nucleotide messenger RNA. It is a transcript of the gene snrpd1, whose product is annotated as small nuclear ribonucleoprotein D1 polypeptide. Bases 141 to 500 code for a protein of 119 amino acids. The transcript is spliced from 4 exons. Gene Ontology annotation, biological process: spliceosomal snRNP assembly; RNA processing. The record is from RefSeq and is a predicted model, not a curated record. Gene Ontology annotation, cellular component: U4 snRNP; SMN-Sm protein complex; pICln-Sm protein complex. NCBI's taxonomy places the organism in Eukaryota, Metazoa, Chordata, Actinopteri, Pleuronectiformes, Scophthalmidae. Gene Ontology annotation, molecular function: RNA binding.
CGUGAAGUCGUCUCGUGGUAUUUACGUCAUAUCACAGCGACGGAAACGUAAACUGUACGACAGCGGCCUGUGUGUUUUCACUUGAUCGCUGUAAUUUUUUGUCUUCGGUGGAGGAUUUGUGUCCACAGUCCGUCACCAUCAUGAAACUAGUCAGGUUUUUGAUGAAGCUCAGCCAUGAGACUGUUACGAUUGAGCUGAAGAAUGGCACCCAGGUCCAUGGCACCAUCACAGGUGUCGAUGUUAGCAUGAACACCCACCUGAAAGCGGUGAAAAUGACCCCGAAAAACAGGGAGCCCACUCAGCUGGAGUCACUCAGUAUCCGUGGCAACAACAUUCGCUACUUCAUCCUUCCCGACAGCCUCCCACUGGACACCUUGCUGGUUGACAUCGAGCCAAAGAUCAAGUCCAAGAAGAGGGAAGCAGUGGCUGGUCGGGGAAGAGGCAGAGGACGAGGCCGUGGCAGAGGAAGAGGACGAGGCCGAGGCGGUCCAAGGAGAUGAGCAUCAGGCUGUACAGUUGCUUCUCACCUCCCAGUUGUUUGUACAGGAGUUUUUUUUUCUUUUUUUUUAUUCAGAGAAAACAUUUUUUGAAUUUCAGUGUGGUUUUUCUUUCAUUUUUCCUUCUUUUGUACAUUAAAAUGCUUCUCAUGAAGAGGUUAAAACAUGGUUGUGUGUUAUUCCAACAUUGUUGACUGGGUUGUUUUGUUUCCAGUCGAGAUGCUUUUGGUUUUCUUACUGUUUUCAGUAUACGACUUAAUAAAGUAUCUUUGAAUUGAAA